Messenger RNA from Chaetomium strumarium, 1486 nucleotides. Its product is annotated as kinetochore Sim4 complex subunit FTA2-domain-containing protein. The record is from RefSeq and is a predicted model, not a curated record. The transcript has 2 exons. The coding region runs from base 394 to 1368 and encodes 324 amino acids. Lineage: Eukaryota; Fungi; Ascomycota; Sordariomycetes; Sordariales; Chaetomiaceae.
GUUCGUGGCUUGUCGUUAGCGGGCCGUCUGUCACCAACCAUUACAAUAAUAGCAGAUGGGCCCGCUGCCACGCGACCAACGGACCACGGUCCCAACCAGACCACGGAGAAGCAACCUGCAGAAUCCCUUUCGAAACCAAUGGCCGAAGGUCGCCACCUCUCCUUCCCAUCCCACACAUCGUCACAACAUUCAUGUGCUCUGAUUUCUUGAUCUCCGUAUCAUAUGUCUCCCAACUUCACGGGCGCAGUUCUCCAAGCUCAAACCCCAGGUCCCUAGCCGCCCGGCAAGCUGGCCACUGUCGCUCAAGUCGUCCGUUCCCAAAAUACGUUUUGGGCGAAGCAGCAUUUGCAGGAGACAACACGGCAUUAUUUUGGCUAAGUUCAUGAGAGAGCAAUGCUUUCAUUAACAGAUUUCAUCCUCAGUCCUCCUCUUAGCCCUCCUGUCCCUCUUCCCCAGGUGCCGGGUCCUAAACUCAUACCGUUCACUCCUACCGCGCAUGCCGAUAUCGAGUUCAUCAGGAACCUCGGCCGUCCCAAUGACAAAGAUACUCGAGUUUGGAAGGUCAAGAUCAACAAGUGUGGACCCUUUGCUCUCAAGAUGUUCUUCUUUAACAGUGGGGAGCAUUUGGAGAGAUCUCCGGGCAAUUACCUCAACAACCACCCUCUUGCAAAGCGCCAGUCUUACGUCGACUAUCUUGAUCCCUUCAACUGCGAGUGCCGCGCCUAUGGUCGGCUCAAACAAGAAGAGCGCGAGGACCGUGCCAUCAAGGCCUACGGCUAUCUCCUCAUUACCCCGGAGCAAGAAGCGGAAGUGACGAGGAGAAUCGAGGGUGACCCGGAGAUAUUCGAUGAACUCCACGGCUCGCACCAAGUACUCAAUGGUGACAAUACGUGGCGCCGAUAUGAGCAAUACCGUGGCCACCCCAUCCGAGCCAUCGUCAAACAGCUCGUCUCCGACGACGCCGAGCCAUUCGGGGUCGCCGACAUCCCCCACCUAUGGUCUGACCUGGAGGAACUUCACAAGCCGGGCAUCCUCGUACGGGAUGUGCACAUCGGCAAAUACCUGGGCGGCAAGCUGAUUGACUUCAGUCGAUCAUGGGCCAUGUAUCAUCCAUGCCUGGAUCGGACUACUCCGUCCCUCCUGCAAGAAAUCAGGCAGAGCGAAGCAGAGGACCUGUUUGACCUGCUUAUUACGUGGUUCAAUCUGAAUCCCAAUGAACAAUUGGCAAUUCCAGAGAGGUUGGAUUAUUGUGUUAAUACGUUGACUGACGACGUUGGCUACGAUCCGAGGCGCUAUAACUGGCGCAAGUGGGAAGAGGAUGUCAGGAUGGCUGACAGUUAUAUUGCACAUGAACUAUUCAAAAGCUAGGACCGUCGAGGUUACUAGUGAAUUAGGGCUAGGAGAUAAUCUAGGCUAGAGGGAUGCAAGCAGGAAAUACCCUAGUAGUACCUGAUUUCCAUGAUGUGCGACGAAGUAAACUCUCAUA